AUGAUAAGUUGGAAAGAUCUAUACACAGUCCUAACGGCAGUUGUACCACUGUACGUGGCGAUGAUCUUAGCCUACGGUUCGGUGCGGUGGUGGAAGAUAUUCUCACCGGACCAAUGCUCCGGCAUAAACCGCUUCGUUGCGAUAUUCGCUGUUCCACUUUUGUCCUUCCACUUCAUCUCCACCAACAACCCUUACGCCAUGAACUUGCGCUUCAUCGCAGCAGACACACUUCAAAAAAUCAUCAUGCUCUGUUCUCUAGCCCUAUGGACCAACUUCACCAAAAACGGAAGCCUCGAAUGGACAAUUACAAUCUUCUCCCUAUCCACAUUACCAAACACCCUCGUUAUGGGAAUCCCACUCUUAAUCGCCAUGUACGGCGAAUAUUCCGGCAACCUCAUGGUCCAGGUCGUCGUCCUCCAAUGCAUUAUCUGGUAUACUUUACUGCUUUUCCUUUUCGAGUAUCGCGGCGCCAAGCUUCUCAUCAUGGAGCAGUUCCCGGAGACCGCCGCGUCGAUUGUUUCCUUCAAGGUGGAUUCCGACGUGGUCUCUCUCGACGGCCGGGACUUUUUGGAAACCGACGCUGAGGUCGGCGACGACGGGAAGCUCCACGUGACGGUGAGGAAGUCGAAUGCUUCGCGUAGGUCGUUCAUGAUGACGACUCCUCGGCCUUCUAACCUCACCGGAGCUGAGAUUUAUAGCCUGAGCUCUUCCCGGAAUCCGACGCCACGUGGCUCCAAUUUUAACCAUUCAGAUUUCUACUCCAUGAUGGGUUAUCAGGCAAGGCAUUCGAAUUUCGCUGCUAAUGAUUUGUACUCUGUUAACACUUCCCGUGGACCCACUCCCAGACCCUCCAAUUUCGAAGAACCCUCUGUUGCAACAAUGCCACACACGGUUAGUUCUCCGAGAUUCGGGUUUUACCCGGCACAGACUGUGCCCGAUUCGUACCCGACACCCAACCCGGAAUUCUCCUCCACCACCAAACCUUUGAAAAACCAAAACCAAAACCAAAAUUUACAACAACAACAACAGCAACAACCUCAAUUGCCUAACAGCAAGGUUGCUCAUGAUGCUAAGGAGCUUCACAUGUUUGUGUGGAGCUCAAGCGCCUCGCCGGUUACCGAAAGCCACGUGUUCGGCGGCACGGCCGAACAAUCCGAUCAGGGUGCUAAAGAGAUUAGAAUGAUGGUGGCUGAUGAGCAUAUUCAAAAUGGGGAAACCAAUAAUAAAGGUGCUGUAGACGCGGAACUUGGUGAGGAAGAGUUCAAGUUCCCGGGAAAGGGGGGAGAACAAGGAGAGGAAGAGAAAGAAAAAGAGGGGCCCACUGGGCUUAACAACAAGCUGGGCUCCACCUCUACGGCGGAGCUCCACCCCAAAGAUGUCGGAGCAUCCGAGUCUGGUGUUGCCAAACACAUGCCUCCGGCGAGUGUCAUGACUCGUCUCAUACUUAUCAUGGUGUGGAGGAAGCUUAUUCGCAAUCCUAACACUUACUCAAGCCUUAUUGGUGUCAUUUGGUCUCUCGUUGCCUUCAGGUGGCAUGUGCAUAUGCCCAAAAUCAUAGAGAAAUCAAUUUCGAUACUGUCAGAUGCUGGUCUUGGAAUGGCUAUGUUCAGCUUAGGUCUGUUUAUGGCUCUUCAACCCAAAAUAAUUGCUUGUGGGAACUCUGUUGCCACAUUUGCCAUGGCUGUUAGAUUCCUUACCGGCCCAGCCGUUAUGGCGGCAGCUUCCAUCGCCGUUGGCCUCCGUGGUACCCUCCUACAUGUAGCUAUUGUUCAGGCUGCACUUCCACAAGGGAUUGUUCCGUUUGUGUUUGCAAAGGAGUACAAUGUCCAUCCAACAAUUCUUAGUACAGCGGUUAUAUUUGGGAUGUUGAUAGCCCUUCCAAUUACUCUAAUCUAUUACAUACUCCUUGGUUUGUAAAAUUCACAUACCAUAGCCACCAACAUACAAGGAAAAAGCCAAUGAUUUCAACCUUUGACACUUUGGAAGCUAGCAAGCAUGCAUUGAGACCACAGUGGAGUAAUUUAUUAUUAACAAGGUGGAGGAUUUUUCGCUUGGGGAAUGGAAAAAUAUCACUAGUAGUUUCACCACACAGGGUGUCAUUCCAAGUUUCCAAAAUUUUGGGAACUUCAGAAAAUCUGAAAGAUUGGCAUGAAUCCUCAUAAUAAUUCUAACGUGUCCGUAUUAAAAUUCCAAGUUGACGUAAUUUUCAAGAACCUCUAAGAGAAAGGAGAGCAAAGAACGGAGUAUGUGGGAGACAUAAAAGAGGAAAACAGGGGAAAGGUAGCAUAAGCAUAGUCAAUGAUUUCAAGAAAUGGUUCCCUCUCUAUCAGCAUUUGUAAAUUUUUUAAGUCCAGUUUGGGUCAUGAGUUAAAAAGACGGUUUAGUUAUUUGGUGGAGGAAAUGGAAUUGGAAUAAACCAGGAACCCUUUGUUUAGUUAUAGUUAUUUUUUUAACUAUUAUUAUUGCUGUUUUGUCUUCGAUUGUCCACAGA
Molecule: messenger RNA, 2491 nt
Organism: Gastrolobium bilobum
Lineage: Eukaryota; Viridiplantae; Streptophyta; Magnoliopsida; Fabales; Fabaceae
Product: auxin efflux carrier component 3
Exons: 6
Coding region: 1-1917 (638 amino acids)
Biological process (GO): auxin polar transport; auxin export across the plasma membrane
Cellular component (GO): plasma membrane; endoplasmic reticulum
Molecular function (GO): auxin efflux transmembrane transporter activity
Source: RefSeq, a predicted model, not a curated record